CUCUGAUGAAGUUGAUAACUUUGAAACCCUAAUUUUAGGGUUUUUUUCCCCAUUUUUAUUCUUAUUAUUAUUAUUUUUGGGGUUCGGGAAAAUAUCAUUUGGACUUUCGCGGGACGAAACUGCAGCACAAUACCGCGCCCCACGACCGUGGUUUCAAUGCAAGUGGCGAAUUACACACUCCCAGUUCUACGAUCGCCGCCGCAGAUCUAAACCCACUUCUUUCUUCCAUUGAUUUCGUCUUUGGCUUUGGCUUAUAGCCUUGGUUUAUGGAGGAAGCUUCUACAUCGCCGUUGCCGGCGGCGUUCCUCGAUUUCCUGAAGGCGAAUGGCCUGGACGCUUCCAUUUACGCUGCUACCGAUUCGACCCCUCGUUAUGUUAGGUUGAAGCCUGGUUAUGAAGCCGAUGUGGAGGAGAUAGAGGCUGAGAUCAAGUGCAAGCUUGAGCGAGUCAGUUGGCUGCCUGGAUUUUAUUCUCUUCCGCCUGAUGUGCAGAUUGCUAGCUCCAAUUCUUACAAGACAGGAAAGAUAUAUGGAAUAGAUGCAGCUUCCGGUGCCGCUGUUUCUGCUCUAGACAUUUUACCGGGCAAUCAUGUCCUUGAUCUUUGUGCUGCUCCCGGGGCCAAACUUUGCAUGAUCGUAGACCUUCUUGAUGGUUUGGGUUCUGUAACUGGAGUAGAUGUUUCACAGCAUCGUUUAGCUGCUUGUAGAACAUUGCUGCAAAAAUAUGCUCUUGGUGAUAUUUGCAGACUUUUUGUUGCUGACGGAACGGCAUUUGCUCUCAUUCCUGUGAAAGUUACUUCAGAAUCUAGAUUAGGUGAAUCUACACCAGAAGAUAGUUUGGACAGAUUGAAGGAGUGGACGUCGAGAAGAUCAUGGAAGGAAAGGAAAAAAGCAGCCAAAGCAAAACAAAACAUUGCUGCAGCAUUAGCUCAGAGGUGUCAAGAUCCAGAACUUAUCUAUUAUGGGCUGAAAUCCGGUGUGGUUGGGUUCAGUAAGAGUGAGAUAUACCGAAGCCCUUCAGAAAGUGAGAUAUUGAGCUGUGGGUAUGAUAGGGUCCUAGUAGAUGCUGAAUGCACUCAUGAUGGCUCUGUAAAGCAUAUACAGAAAUUUGAAAGUUGGGGUUGGACAUCUCUUCAGCGCAGAGUAUUAGAAGCUGAGAGGACAGACAAUUUGAGUGUACUUCAGUUAAGACUCCUUACCAAUGGUUUUAGGUUGCUGAAAGCUGGGGGGAUACUUGUGUACAGCACCUGCAGUCUGACCGUAGCACAGAAUGAGGAUAUUGUGGAACAGUUUCUCAAGGAUAAUGCUUCUGCUGAGUUGCAGGAGAUAGAAGGUGCCAGAAAUUGGCCUUGCAGGGGUGGAAGAAUACCAAAGACCCUACGCUUCGAUCCUCUGACAUCACAGACAAGUGGGCUUUUUGUAGCCAAGUUUUUGAAGUUGGCUAAAUAAAUGUGAGAAUCAUGGCCACAUAACUUAUCUUUUAGCGUAAUUGUGAAUUGUGAUAGUUUUCAAUUUGCUGUAUAUUGAUUCAGACGUGAAGUUCUGGCAGGGACAAGCCCGGUUGAAGCAGAUUGUAGUUGAUGUUUUAUUGUUCACCCUUGAGUUCUUUCAUCUUUCUCCAUGGGGGUGGAGAUUCAAAUUUACCUUUGUUUGUGAAUGGGAGGGCUUAAAAGGAAUGAGUUCAAAUCAUGGUGGCUACCUACUUAAGAUUUAAUAUUGUACGAGUUACCUUGACAAUCAAAUGUAGCAGGAUCAAGCGAAAAAAAAAAAAAAAACUCAUGUUUGAGAA
Momordica charantia (bitter melon) is the source of this 1788-nucleotide messenger RNA. Its product is annotated as S-adenosyl-L-methionine-dependent methyltransferases superfamily protein. Gene Ontology annotation, molecular function: RNA methyltransferase activity. Lineage: Eukaryota; Viridiplantae; Streptophyta; Magnoliopsida; Cucurbitales; Cucurbitaceae. Gene Ontology annotation, biological process: RNA methylation. The record is from RefSeq and is a predicted model, not a curated record.